Messenger RNA from Diabrotica virgifera virgifera (western corn rootworm), 9069 nucleotides. It is a transcript of the gene THADA, whose product is annotated as thyroid adenoma-associated protein homolog. Gene Ontology annotation, cellular component: cytosol. Gene Ontology annotation, biological process: tRNA methylation. The record is from RefSeq and is a predicted model, not a curated record. The transcript has 21 exons. NCBI's taxonomy places the organism in Eukaryota, Metazoa, Arthropoda, Insecta, Coleoptera, Chrysomelidae. The coding region runs from base 104 to 5539 and encodes 1811 amino acids.
UUCACGUUUUUAUUGAUGCGAUAGCAUGGUACCGCAUGGAAAUUAUUUAGUUUUUGUGGAAUGUACAUGUUGCUUCUAGAUUUCUUUAAUAAAAUAUUACAAAAUGCCGUUUUUGUGGGAUGAUGUGACGGUGGAGGGUUUACAAUUCGUCGUUUUGCCCUUUGAGGUUAUCCAAGAUGAGCGGCUCAAAAGUGUUUUAUUACAACUAGAGAAUAAUACUAAAGAACAUGAACAGAAAGAGUUUAUGAAAGAAAUUCUGGAUUUUUGCAACAAUAAGGAUAAUAUUAAUUCGGAAUUAAUCUGGUCCAUCAUGGAUCUUCUCAUUAAGUACAGUUCAAAAAAGGUUUUAAAGAAAUAUCUCCUGGACAUUAUUACAAAAAAUGAAUUAACAGAUGUUGUUAUUAUACAUACUGUUUCCCAUAUUUUCUCCGCAAUUCAAGUACACAAAAUAUGCAACAUCAAACUGGUCACAGACUUCUUAAAUUUCAUAUAUAUCAUUCAAAAUUCGACCACAUUCAAUAAUGAUCUAAAUAAAUAUUUGUUUCCAUUAUAUGUUGCUCUUUAUGAUGGGUUCGUGCAUCAACUGAAGUCAAAUGUUACAAAUGUCUCAUCAUUGUUGGAAAUGAUCAAUAUUGUCCUCAAGCAGAUUUUAUCGAUUUUUGUUAGGGAUGUUCCAUAUAUUAAGACAGUAUCAGAAAAGUUCAGGACGAAACUUAUUUUACUGUCUCAUCAAGUUAUCGUUUGUGAGAAAGUUGGAUUCGAUAUUAAAACCAAAGCUGGACUAAUUUUAGCACAUUCCUUCCAAGUAGUUCCUGAAGAACUGUUAGAUAGUGUGAAACAUAAAGAUUGUAUCGCCUUAGAACUGUUAGAAGAAUAUAAUCCAGAAAAGAAACUGUUAUUAGGAGACCACGAAUUGAGUGUUUUUACAGAAUGUGAACAAUUAGUGAUUAUUUAUGGAUCUAUUUUGAAUGUUGUGCCAAAAGAAAAGAUGUGUCAAGUUAAAAUCAGUGAUAAGACGUUAUUGUGUUUGGUAUAUGAAGGUCUUCUCGAAUGUGCUAAAAAAUCGACCAGUAUUUCUCAUCUUAUAGUCGAAAUCAGUAGGACUCUCUCUAUCAUUAGUAAACAUAUGAAAAACGUACCUGCGGAGCAUAUAGAACCUCUCUUCGUUCAAGGGAUCUCGUUUGUGUGGUCCCACAUUGAACACUUCGUAGACAGUGUUCGGAACUAUACCAGGCAGUUUUUCGCGGAGCUUGUGGUCAUUGCAGCUAUUCAUAACAAUAAUGGUUGUCCUCAACUAUUGAACAAUCUAAUAGAAAACAUAAAACUCGCCGGUACUAAACAAAAAUUCAAAUUCGUCGCAUUAGAGCUCAUCUCCUCCCACAUCGGCUGUGAAUAUCUCUUGGAGCAGUUUAAAAAUCUCGUAGAAGAUCUUCUGAAAGUAAUCUCGGAGCCCACCAUCUCAGAGGAGGUUUGUAAAACGUACAUGGCUAUGAUGGAAAAACAUUUCCAAGAAAUCGACGCGGAGACCUGGAUAAGCACGUGGAUAACUCCACCUACGAGGCUGUUAACCAUAUGCUCGCAUUGUACUCCGUUGUGUCAGAAGAUUAUUACGAGGGCCUUCCAGUUACAUCCUGCAGUUUUACGAAUCGUUUUUCCCAAUGAUUACAUAGGUAACAUACAGGAAUGUGGUGUUCUAUUAAAAUGUUUACAAUACGCGCGCCAAAAUGGCAUGGAGCUAACGAUGGACAAUAAAGAAAACACCUCUCUGUACUGGCGCGGAUUGAUAGACAAAGAAAAACUCGAAAAUUUUAUGAUCCAUCAAAAAGAAGAGAUACGAGUUUUUGUAUUGGCAGCGCUGGUAGAAAGCCAAAAAACAACCGAAAUUUUCCUAAACUGGGAAUUAAAAUACCUGCUGAAAUAUUUGUGUUACAACAUCACUUCGCAAAUUCCGCACGUCAGGAAACAAAUAUCGUCGUACUACAAAAAAGCCCUGUUCAGGUUCAACGCCGGUUCCCAAGUUAUCACAAGAAAUAUAGGUUUGUUGAAAAGAAAAGUCGAGGCGGGUGACACAUUCCAAGAGACGCUCAACGCGCUGACAGUCUACCAAGAACUCGGCGAGUCCUACACCAAGUUUCUGCAACAUUUCACGAAGUAUCUCAUCGGGAAUCUAACGUUCGAUUCGAACUUUCCGAGGAGGUCGAUCAGUUUAGAGUUGUUAUUGUUUAUCCAUUGUUUUGUAAGUGUAGAACAAUGGCAGAAGUUUUGGACCGAGGACGAUGUUAAGAACUGCCACAGCAUUUUGUUCGACACGUACGAAUCGAAUAAGAAAAUGGCGGCUAUCCUGUUGCAUAAUUUACCUUUCAGCCAUAUUGGAUUCACGAAUGUAGAAUUCACUUUCAAAUACAUGCAGCGAUGUUUGAACCUCGCCUUGGAUAUCAAACCGGUGAAGACUGUCUCUGCAGCGUAUUUGCUCCAAGUGUGCGCAAAGUCGCCGUUUUUCUACGACGUCGUACAGUACGAUAAGGAAACUCGGGAACAAGAUCACGAUCCCACUUUGGAUAUGCUGGUUGUGUUAACGGGGAAGCUAAUCACUCAAACGAACAUCGAACAAGACGUCGUUAAUAAAAAAGUCUGUUGUUAUGGCUUGUUUUUAAGCAUCAGACAUAUUUUGCAGAGCAGAGAUAUAAGGAAAAACAACAAGGAAUACGCAGGCCUCUUCUAUCAUCUCACCUCUUUGUGCCUUAAACUCAAAGACCACAUAAUGCCGAUAGUGUGCAAUCCAUCUCCGGAAGGCUAUCUACCAGAUUCCUUCGAAAUAAUCAACGAAUCAGACGAAUCUACCAAAGCGCAGAUGGUUCUGGUGUACGCGUGGAGAUCGAUGAAAGAAAUGACACUACUGUUGGCCGAACUCAUCAGACAAACCAUCAAAUUGGAGAAGGAAUGCGUAACGUUGCCACUGAGUGUCAUGAUCAAAAUUGGGGAGUUCUUUUGGGAUGUUUUUAUAACUAGCAAACAUAAGGGAGUCUUUGAGCAAGCUUAUGUUGGUUUUUGUGUGAUAUGUGAUUCGUUUUGGAGAUCGUCUAAUCAACUUUUGAACUGCCUUCCUCCUAUUUGGCUCGAGGACGCCUUGAUGUUAUGUACUGGAGCCAAACAGUCCGAUAAAUUGUGUGCAACAAGGAGAAGUGCCGGACUUCCUUUUUUAAUACUCUCUAUCAUCAGUUCCGAACCAGUUUUCGACAAAAGCAGAUUCCACUUCUCCAUAACGUUACUUCUGGAUGCCUGUAAGAACGUCGAAACAGAAAAUGACGAACAUAGGAUGCAUUGCAUGAAUGUUCUGCGUGCGAUGUUCCGUCACAGUCGACUGGGAGAAAUGGUCACGGCCUAUAUCGCACAGGGAGUCAUCGUGGCCAUUACUGGAUUUCAAAGCGAAACUUGGGGGGUUAGGAACUCAGCUACUCUGUUGUAUGCCGCACUGAUAACGAGGAUGUUCGGUGUACAAAGAACGCAAGACUCUGACGAUCUGUCUCUAAAAAAUAGGCUAACAGUUCGAGUAUUCUUUUUGAGAUAUCCCGAAUUGUUUCAGUUUUUGUUAGAAACGUUGACGAAUGAGAGUAGUAAAAGCGAUAGUCUUCUAUUACAUCCAGUAUUAAUGAUUUUAGCUAGGUUGUAUCCAUCGCAUUUUGAAGAGUAUAAUACACAGAUGGAUAAAUACGUGCCACACUUGACGACUUGUCUGUCUAAUUCCGUAUAUAGGACGAGAGAUUUAGCCGCCUGGGCCACAGUUCCUUUUAUUCGCAGCGAUCAAAUUUCUAGUCAUUUAAAUAGUAUAUUUGAUAGAUUAAGUCAAUCGGAUGUUAAAGAUAACGAAACACAUGGCUGUUUACUACUGGUGUUAUAUAUUAUAAGAUCAAAUUCUACUGUGCCUGAGAUUCCAAUUAGUGAUUACCUUGAAAAGACUGUUAAGAUAUUACAAUUCGCUGGCAAAAAGUUUAGUCACAUGACAGCGUCCCUUUACCUGCAAUUGGUUAUGCUCAUACUUACCAAAUAUCCAAAUUAUCAAGACUUAGACAUGCUGAGAAACCUCGUAAAAAUUCUAUCGAGACAAAUAACUUCCAACAUAGAGCCAGUAACUUCGUUAAGUAAAUAUUGCCAAGUUCGACUCUCGUUACUUUUUUAUAUAGUAAUAAACAAAUUCGAAGAAACAGAUUUGACGUAUUCGACGGUGACGAAUCAAAUUAUAUGUCAACUCUACGGACAUGAUCUCGAGAUGAGGAAGUUUUGUCUUAAUUUGCUAAUAUAUUUGAAUCAGGUGCAUACAGGAUACAAGCACAGUUUAUACCAAACCGAAGAAAUCCAAAUACCACCAGAAGUCAGAUUCUUGGGUAACACCUUCGACAGAAAGUCAAUCGCAAAAAUCCUCACCAGCACCCACCAAUAUCUCAAAAAGUUCCUAGUAGAAGAAAUCAAACACCAUCAAUACGUAAGGGAGGAGGAUCAAGUCUUGUUGUUCUUGCUGCUGAACUAUUAUCCGUGCGCCAUUAAGUGUUUGAACACGAACAAACAAGAAACGUUGGACAUGUUGCUCGAAUUGUGUAGUUGUGAUAAUACCGAAGACGUGAUCAGUGCUGUGAUUAGUUGUAUCAGCACGUUUUUGCUGCACCUGGACUACAACGUGCUGAAGUACGAGGUUUUGGUGGCAGUACUGGCGGAUAGCGCUUCGCCGGCAGCAAGUGAUUUUAGGAGACUGGCAGUUUGUGAUUUUUUGGCUAAAAAUUAUAUUUUAUAUUGUAAUGAAGACAGUAUUUUAAUUACACAUGAUCUCCAUAUGGUAUUACAUAUAAUACUGGUUUUGUUAGAAGAUGACGAGUUGAUAGUGAGGAACGCUAUGAGUGAGUUUGCGACGGUUCUGAAAGUGAAAGUAUUCCUGGGAAGUUGCGCCAAUAAACAACAAACCAUAUCCGGAAAGAAAUGGCCAGUGAUAGCAGAAAAAGCCAGAGAGGAUCUAUUAAACUUGAGUUCCAUAAUUCUUCCGAAAGAUGGUGCCAUUUGCUUUUUAUUUUCGUGGUGCUGUCGCCAUUUUCCGGAUUCAUCCAGUAAUGACGUCUCCGAGGUAUUUGAACGGGGUGAACUAAAUUCUUACGCCGAAAACAUUCCAUUCAUGGAUCUGUGCGCGGAAGUUCUGCACAAGCUCCUAUGGACCCUCGAAGACGGAUUGAGCUACGAAGACAAAUCCAUAUUUAUCGAGGAGCAUACUCUGCUCGUCACCACGAUGCUUCUCGAUGCGCUGGUGAAGCAUUCGUCUCCGAUGAUGUUGUACAAAACCAAAGUGUCUGUGAUAUGUGCUUUAAAGUCGACUGUUAAAUUUUUAGAGCGCUACGAAAUAAAUACAAAUUUUAUAGAUGAAUUUAGGACGUAUUUGAACGAGACGAUCAUUGGUUACUUGACCAAGCAGGUAGAGCACAAUGAUCUGUUUCAUAUCAAAUGGAUUAUCAAGAAGAUUUAUGAUCCGGUCUUGAGACAUAAAAGGCCGACGGUUUGAUUAUGUUUUUUGUUUUUAUGUUAACCAGAACUCGGUACAGAUACCGUUUUUAUAGACUUUUAAGUUUUAUCGAAAUUUUAUUGUAGCAUAGACGUCAUGGAGAAUGGAACUCAAAAAUUCCCUUAUAGUCUGGGCAGAUUAUCGGAGAAUAGGCCAUUUUUGAGAAAAGUUAUUUACCAGCAAUUUCAUUGCUGGAAUCGAAUCUUAUGAUUGUAUAUUGUAUAUAUUAAUAAUAUAGGUAUGUAAAGUCCGCAGAUGGUGUGCUACUUUUUUAUAAAUAAAAUGGCGCCCAAAAAUCGUGUUUUUUUUUCAAUUUUUGCUCUAUAACUCCAAAACUUUUAACUUUACAGCAAAAACACCCAAAUAAAAAUUCACCGAAACUAAAUUCUGCAUAGAGACGUGUUUUUUCCGAUUUACUUCGACGAAAAUUUUCCCCGGAAAAUGCGGGUUUUUCCAACAAAAUCUUUAAUUUUCAACUAAAAUUUUAGAUAAGUAAUUGUUUAUCAAUAAUUAAAUAACUUGGUAAUAUAAAGUUUUUUUCGUAUAGAUUAUAAUUCCAGAAGCCGAUGAAAAUUGAAUGAACAGUUUAGCAACAAUUGAAUUGUUAAUUAAAAAUUGACUUAUCUAAAAUUUUAGUUGAAAAUUAAAGAUUUUGUUGGGAAACCCCGCAUUUUCCGGGGAAAAUUUUCAUCGAAGUAAAUCGGGAAAAAUACGUCUCUAUGCAGAAUUUAAUUACGGUGAAUUUUUAUUUGGGUGUUUUUGGUGUAAAGUUAAAAUCUUUGGAGUUAUAGAGCAAAAAUUGAAAAAAACACGAUUUUCGGGCGCCAUUUUGUUUAUAAAAAAAGUAGCACACUAUCUGCGGACUUUGCAUACCUCUAUUAUUAAUAUAUACAAUCAUAAGAUUCGAUUCCACCAAUAAAAUAGCUAGUAAAUAACUUUUCCUUGUAUUUUGUUAAUUAGCCCAGAGUAUUAUAGUCCACAGUAAAUCGUCCUUUUGGAAGAUGAUUACAAAAGUCUUAACUGCUUCGUUUGAGCGAGUCUACCACUUUCUGAACAAUUUUAAAGUGCAGUUUGGACGCGUUUACGCGUCCCGCGUUAUUAACAUAUUUACAAAAACGAAUAAAAUCCUUUAUAAAAGGUAUAUUUGUUAAAAUCCCUAAAAAGGACUACAUCACAGAACUAGUUUUCGAUCUGAUGACCGAUCAUCAUCAGUGCUUACCUGAUUCUAACAUGCUAAUCACCAAAAUACAAAAAUAUGUGGGUAAAAACCCUUUGCAAUUGAUCCGUCAUGGAAACAUAGAUAAAAUAAUAAUAAUAAUAAUAAUAUUUAUUUCGAAAAUUGUACAUACAUAUAUACAGAGACACAUACAUAUACGCAGAGCGAAAUAUUCGUCAACAUAAAAAAACAAAAUUAAAAUUACAGAAAUGCUGUUAAAUAUUAGAAUUCAUAAAAUCUAUUACCUGAUAUGGUUCAAUCUGCAAUAGUAAUUUACGCACAGCUUUUUUAUAUUGAGUUAAUUGUGUUAUUUUUCUAAUGUCGUGGGGCAAUUUAUUAAAUAAUCUCAUGCAAGAAUAUUUGGCCCCCUUCUCUGUCACAGUUAAUCUGUGAAUAGGAUAAAUAUAUUUAAUCUCCCUAUUGUAACAAUGUGUAGGUAGAUUCAUUUCAAACAGAUAUUUAUUUCUAAAGAGGAAUAGUAGACAUUCCUCGAUAUAUAUUGCAGGUACUGUUAAAAUAUUAUUAGAUUUGAAAACUCCUCUGCAAGACGCUCCGAAUCUCAUUUUUUUAAUAAUUCUUAGCACUCGUUUCUGACAAAUAAAUAUUUUAUCAAGUUCAUUGCUUCCACCAUAAAAAAUUGCUCCAUAACGGACUAAAGAUUCAAAAUUUGAAAAAUAAAUUGUUUUUAGGUCAUCUUCACUUAAAUAUUGCGAUAAUACUCUAAAAGUAUAGCAUACUAAAUUCAACCUUUUAUUAAGUUGCUGUAUGUGACUUUCCCAUGACAAUGUUAUAUCAAUUGUCAUGCCUAAAAAUGUAGUUUUAGUGCCAAAUUCAACGUUUGUAUUAUCUAACAGAAAAUUAUUUGGACAUUCCACAUUUGAUCUAGUUGUUCUAAAAAUUAAACAAUUCGUUUUUUGUUUAUUAAUAAUUAAUCCCUCACUGGAGAACCACUUAGACAUUUCUUCAUAAAUAUCAACAGAUUCAUUUAGUAGAAUUUCCAAAUGAUCUCCCGUUACCAGAACAUUCGUAUCGUCAGCAUAAUUAAUUAGACUACAGUUGUUACUAGUAAUACAAUGCGACAUAUCAUUUAUAUACAAAAUGAAAAUUAUCGGUCCAAUUAUGUUUCCCUGAGGAAUGCCUAAUUGUAUAGGUCUAAUUUCGGAUUUAACAUUCUUAUUAUCUUUUGUUAAAAUUACUCUUUGUGAUCUUCCUGAUAAGAACGAUUUAAACCAAUUAUGAGCUACCCCUUUUACACCAUAUAAGUUUAGUUUUUUCAGUAAUAAUUCGUGAUUCACACAAUCAUAUGCUUUUGUUAAAUCUAGAAAUAACCCUAGUACAACCUCAUUCUGUUCUAGUGAUUGUAAGACAUUUUGAGUGAAUUGAUAUAUUGCUGUAUGUGUCCCUUUGCCCUUUAGAUAUGCAUGUUGACUAUUAUGAAAUACAUUGUUUUGUAACAUAUUUUAUUGUUAUUUUUUUUUUAUUAUUACAAAAUAUGUGAACUUCAACAUGAAUGUCUAAAAUAUCCAACUCCAGGUACCAUUUGAGCUCAAAAUUGACUUGUUCACAUGUUGACUAUAUGGUAGCAAGUAGUCAACAUGUGAAUUUUGAGCUCAAAUGGUACCUGGAGCAUAAUACAUUGGAUAUUUUAGACAUCCAUGUUUAAGUUCACAUAUUUUAUCUAUGUUUCCAUGACGGAUCAAUUGUAAAGGGUUUUUACCUACAUACAGUCGGAAAAAUGAAAGAAUACCCAUGAACGAUCACAUCAAUCACAUAUUUUGUAUUUGCUUUUUUUUUAUGUGAUUGAUGUGAUUGUUCAUUGGUAUAGGGCUUUUCAUUCACAGUCAUUUGUUUCGAGCUUCUGUCAUGUGUCACAUAAUAUUAAAAUAUCUACGUCAUACGUUAUUGGUAUAACCAAUGAUACAAACCAAAGACGUAUGACGUAGAUGUAUUAAUAUUAUGUGACACAUGACAGAAACUCGAAACAAAUGACAAUCGAUGAAAAGCCUUAUUCUUUCAUUUUUCCGACUGUAUUUUUGUAUUUUGUGGUUAGCAUGUUAGAAUCACGUAAACACUGAUGAUGAUCGGUCAUCCGAUCGAAAACUAGUUCUGUGAUGUAGCCCUUUUUAGGGAUUUUAACAAAUAUACCUUUUAUAAAGGAUUUUAUUCGUUUUUGUAAUAUAUGCUAUACAGCCAACAACAGGAAAACUUUUUCCUCGUGGAUUUUUAAUAUAUUUACGUUGUCGGACUAACGAAACGCGGCUGUAAAUUUGUCGGAGAAGAGAUCGACAAUCUUUAUUAAUUAAAUAUAGGUACU